CAGAUGCUGAAGAAGAGAUGAUGAAACUUGGUUGGUUUCAGACAAAGAUAAGGAGGCUCAGAUCUAUAACAAAAGCAAGGGUGUCAGGAUAGCAGUGCAGCGGUUGUCUAACAGAUACUACACUGACAAGAAUGUCCACUGCAGAAACUGCAACAAGAUUGGACAUCUCUCCAAGAACUGUCCUCAGCCCAAAAAGCUGUCGCCUUGCUUCCUUUGUGGGACUCCAGGCCACCCAGUCCGUGACUGUCCCAAUAGGCACUGCAACAACUGUGGCUUGCCAGGGCAUCUUUACGAGUCCUGCAGUGAGAAGGCAUACUGGCACAAACAGUGUCAUCGCUGCAGCAUGACUGGACACUUCUUUGAUGCUUGUCCAGAGAUCUGGAGACAGUACCACAUGACAACUAAAAGUGGCCCUCCUGUAAAGCAGCGGCCAAAGGACAGCAAUCAAUCUCUUGCCUACUGCUACAAUUGCUCGAGGAAGGGACACUUUGGCCAUGCAUGUACACAACGGAGGAUGUUCAGUGGAGUGUAUCCCACAACCUUGUUGAUUAACCACUAUGACACUGUGGAAGACAUAAACCGCAGACAACACAGGAUGGAGAUUAAGGUUAAAGAACUGAUGAAAAACGGCUAUCUUCCCUCUUGUGCUGAGGCCCUUCUCACGCUAGGACCCCCAAUGAAGAAACGGAAAAUCAGCUAUCAUAAAAACAAUGACCAGUCUAACCAUACCCCUAGCAGCCACAAUCCCAGGCCCAGCCAUUUAUUUUUUAAGGAUAAUGACUUUAGUGCUGCAACACCCAAAACAAAAAAGUUUAAUAAGUACAAACAGCAGGAAAGUGUUGGCAAUGUUAAACCAUGGAAACCUAAGAGACCUGUGCCCACCUCAAGAGACCCCCUCACAGCAGCUAAACCAAUUUUGGAUGAAGUAGAAGACUUUCCCAGAGGGGGAGGAACAGGCGAGAACAGGAAGAUGAGGAGAAAGAUGAAUAAAAUGAAGCCUGUUCCUUUAGCACAACCAGGGGUACACACAGAAAAAAGAAAGGACCGGCUCUUUGGCUCUGUUGGAGGAAAGAUGCAGGGGUCGAAGUCAAAGCAAGAGAGGAGAGCAAAGAAGAAAAAGAGGAACAAUCAAGCCCCUGGGACUGCUGACAAAAAAAUUGGUGCAGAGAGUUACCCAGUAGAUGAUAAUCUGUUCUUCAUUAAACAAAGAAAGCGCAGGCGAUAGCAUCUGUUUGUGUGAGGUUUAAAUGUCAGAGUUUGUCAGGGCUCUGAUCUCUAAAAGCAACAGUUACGAGCGUGACAUUUAGAGACGCGUCAGACGUUUUGUUAACUCAGGUCUCGAUGUAAAUAGCUGAAAUUAUUGUGGCUUUAGAGAUCUUUAUGGGACCUUUUCACAGAAGACAUUUUAACAGUCAAGGUUAGGUGAUGCAUAAGAUUUGUGGAAAUUGUGGAUGAAAUUCACUUUGCUCCUUUAGUUCCAGGGUCCUGAUUUUUUUUUUUUUUUCCUCUUUUUCUUUUGGUUCGUGGCGACUCAGUCACGCAGUGAUACUUGAACAGAGCAGAGCCAUCUUUAAUGUUAUUAGUAACAACUUAAAAAGAAUCAGAAUGUUGAAGCUGUUUAUUUACUUUCCCCAUGUGGUCAGUGUGAGAAUGAAGCUGUCCCCAGAAGCAAACAGGAAAUGGUUCUAUGUUUGGAAAUGGACAAUGUAUGAACAGCAGUUCAAAGUUCAGCUAGUCCAGUGAGUCAUUUUCACAGUUUUGUGGAUUUUUAAUGGAAAAAAAAGGAUUAUAAGCUUAAAGGAACUGCAAAUAAUGUUUGAGUAAACCCAAAAUCUAUACCAAAUUUGUUUCAGGAAUAAUGAUACAUUAUUUUAUUUCUUUGCUCCCAUUGGUUUCAUCAUGUUGCAGACUUCUACUUUGAAAAAAAAAAAAAGCUCCUGCAGUUUCUGUAAGAUCCUUUCUUAGUGCCUCUGCUUUGAAUGUAGUUUUUUAAUGUUGUUGCUGCUCUUUGAACCAAAAGAAAGUGUAUAUUUAAAUACAUUUUUGUCAGUUAUUUCUUUUUCAAUUUUAACUGAAGGGAUGCUCCUCUUUUCUGUAACUAACUCAUAAGUUUGUAAUGUUACAUGCAGACUAAUAAUCAAACAAUGAAAAGCCAGCAGAUGUCUUGCAUGUGGCGAAGGGAUUUAACCCUUCGCCACAUGCCGAAUGUCAUUUGGUGCUGGAGAACCCUGUUAAUAAACAUGUGGUCCAAAAUCUGAAAACCUAAGAGAGACCACUCAGAACAGAGCAUUUUUAUCACAGGAUGACGGUGAUCACUAAGAACACCUCUCUAAUGAUGUGGUGUUAUUUUCUCUUAAGCAGACAAGUGGACCCAAACCCCUGCAGCAAAAUGCUUUUCUGGUUCUAGAUAGCAUGCAUCCCUAACGUGCGGCCCCAAAAGUGUCGACUGUUCAAAAUCAGUUGUAUGAGGUCUUAUUUGUUAUUGUCUAACAAAAUGAAAUCCUGAAACAUGAAAGAGUGAAAUGAUAUUUCUGUAACAUCAGUUAUCCAAAGUGUCUGGGGAAAAAAUAGAAUUUAAAUCUGUUCUGGGAUUGAGGAAGAAAGCUUGGAUUGCUCGUGUGCUUUGCCUAACAAAUGUUCACAGGUUUCUUCAGUAACAUUUAAGAGUUUUCUCAACUACGGUGUCCUUGUUAUGUAAUAAAAUUCAAAUCACUUGGUUCUUGUUGAUAAAUGUCAUUUCUCCACCAAAUGAAGUUGU
Messenger RNA from Archocentrus centrarchus (flier cichlid), 2758 nucleotides. Its product is annotated as zinc finger CCHC domain-containing protein 7-like. Gene Ontology annotation, molecular function: zinc ion binding; RNA binding. The transcript is spliced from 7 exons. The coding region runs from base 344 to 1225 and encodes 293 amino acids. Gene Ontology annotation, cellular component: TRAMP complex. The record is from RefSeq and is a predicted model, not a curated record. NCBI's taxonomy places the organism in Eukaryota, Metazoa, Chordata, Actinopteri, Cichliformes, Cichlidae. Gene Ontology annotation, biological process: nuclear polyadenylation-dependent snoRNA catabolic process; nuclear polyadenylation-dependent snRNA catabolic process; nuclear polyadenylation-dependent rRNA catabolic process.